This is a messenger RNA of Sceloporus undulatus (fence lizard), 2049 nucleotides long. Its product is annotated as vomeronasal type-2 receptor 26-like. The transcript has 4 exons. Bases 1 to 2049 code for a protein of 682 amino acids. Gene Ontology annotation, cellular component: membrane. NCBI's taxonomy places the organism in Eukaryota, Metazoa, Chordata, Lepidosauria, Squamata, Phrynosomatidae. Gene Ontology annotation, biological process: G protein-coupled receptor signaling pathway. Gene Ontology annotation, molecular function: G protein-coupled receptor activity. The record is from RefSeq and is a predicted model, not a curated record.
AUGGUUUCAAAUGAAACGUCUCAGUAUAUGGGGAUUGUCCGGUUGCUCCAGCAUUUUGGAUGGACAUGGGUUGGACUCUUUGCUAUAGAUGAUGACAGUGGAGAACAUUUUUUGCAGUCUCUGGAAUCAUUGUUUUCCCAGAAUGGAAUCUGUUCUGCGUUCACACAAAGACUCCCUAAAGAAUUUCGUCUGGAUUUCAUACAGAAAUUUCUCGACAUAGUCUCAAAUAUUAAUGCAACUUUUACUGAUAACAAAACUACUGCCCUUGUAUUUUAUGGACAUACUUUGACAAAUAUAUGUCUGAGAACAUUUCUUUUGAUGCAAGAGACUGAAAAUAAACAAAAUGUCUCAUCUAGAAAGGUGUGGAUUACAACAACCCAGACUGAUUUCAUAACCAUAAGCUUUCAAAGAGAGUGGCAUUUGCAAGUGUUUGAAGGUGCCAUCUCCUUCAUGAGGCACUUGAAAGAAGUUAUAGGAUUUAAGGAAUUUCUUUUGCUCAUAAGACCUUACUGGAAGCAAGGGAAUAGUUUUCUCAAGCACUUCUGGGAACAGGCAUUCAAUUGUGAAUUUCCAAAUUCCAAAAUGAUGAAUGAACCGUGUUCUGGAGAUGAAAGACUGGAGAGUCUUCCUGGAACUCUUUUUGAAAUGCACAUGACUGCUCAUAGUUACAGCAUCUAUAAUGCUGUCUAUGUUGUGGCACAUGCUUUGCGAGCUUUUUCUUCCUCUAGACCUGAUUACAGAACAAGGCUAGGUAGAAAUAUACUUGGAUUGCAGAACAUACAACCUUGGCAGCUUCAUCCAUUUCUUCAGGGCACUUCAUUUAACAACACGGUUGGAGAAACUGUGUCCUUUAAUGACAACAGGGAAGCAGGAGGUGGAUUUGACAUCAUAAGCAUAGUCACAUUCCCAAACAACUCUUUCAAGAGGGUGAAAAUUGGAAGAGUGGAUCACAAUAGACGUGAAGGGAAGGAAUUCAUCAUUGAUGACCGGAUAAUUGUGUGGCACAAAGAUUUUAACCAGAUGGUACCUGCUUCAGCAUGUAAUGAACCCUGCCAACCUGGGAGUCAGAAGAGGAGAAAGGAAGGACAAAAAUUUUGCUGUUAUGAUUGUCUUCCAUGUGCAGAUGGGAAGAUUACAAAGCAGAAGGAUAUGGAUCACUGUUCUGAAUGUCCAGAUGAUCAGCAUCCAAGCGUGAACAGAAAUGGAUGCAUCCCCAAAAGGAUUAACUUUCUGUCCUAUGAAGAAUCUUUAGGGAUCAUUUUCACAUCAUUUGCUGCUUCUCUUUCUGUGAUCACAGUCUGGGUGUUAGGAACUUUCAUUAAAUAUAAAGAUACUCCCAUGGUCAAAGCCAACAACCGGGGCAUCACCUAUAUUCUCCUCAUUUCCCUUCUGCUCUGCUUCCUCUCUUCUUUGCUCUUUCUUGGCCAACCUGGGAAAAAGACCUGCUUUCUUCAACAACCAGUUUUUGGUUUCAUCUUCUCAGUGGCUGUUUCUUGUCUCCUGGCAAAAACCAGUGUUGUUUCUCUAGCAUUCCUAGCCACAAAGCCUGGAGGUGGGAUAUCGAAGUGGGUGGAUAAAAGAUUGGCUUAUUAUAUUGUCCUUUUCUGCUCCCUUAUUCAAGCAAGUAUUUGUAUAGUAUGGUGGGCAACAUCUCCCCCCUUCCCUGAUUUGGACAUGCAUUCCCUAACUGAAGAAAUCAUUAUGCGAUGCAAUGAAGGAUCAGUUAUCAUGUUUUAUUUUGUCCUGGGAUACAUGGGCCUCUUGGCCAUGGCUAGCUUCAUUGUAGCAUUCCUUGCCCGCAAAUUGCCUGACAGUUUCAAUGAAGCCAAAUUUAUUACAUUCAGUAUGCUGGUGUUUUGCAGUGUGUGGGUCACCUUUUUCCCCACCUACCUGAGUGCAACAGGGAAAGCCAUGGUGGCUGUGGAGAUGUUCAGCAUCUUAUCUUCUGCUGCUGGUUUACUGGGCUGUAUCUUCUUCCCGAAAUGCUACAUCAUUGUGUUGAGGCCCGAGCUUAACAAAAAGGAACAGCUCAUAAGAAGAAAAAAUUAA